Molecule: messenger RNA, 2397 nt
Organism: Pieris macdunnoughi
Lineage: Eukaryota; Metazoa; Arthropoda; Insecta; Lepidoptera; Pieridae
Source: the annotation of a GenBank genome assembly
AUGGACCAAAUUAGUUUACAAGAACCUAAAUCUCACGAAGAAAGUAUCAAGUCGCAGAACAAAUCAAUAAUACAUUCAGAAAAUCCUGUGACAUUGGUGGCUGAAGAUGAAACGUUAGCUUUUCCAGACAUGCCAUCCCUAUCUCCUUUAAAUACUCAGAAGCCAUCAAGUCCGAUACCAUCAAAUAGAGGUACUCCACGGGCAUCAAUUAAAAGUGAUGGAAAACGUAAAAACAGAACACCAAGUCCACAAAGCCCUAAAAGCAUAAGCCUUAAAUCUCCUGUGGGAGGCAAGUUAACCGUUAUUCCAAGUAAUCUAAGUGGGGAACUUGAAAAAGAAGCAUCUAUAGAAUAUUUAAGUCCGACUCGCGGCUCGGUUCCAGUUAUAAACAACAUAGAUAAAAUAGCUAACAUGACAAAGAAAUUAACAAAUGAAGCCAAUGCAUUAAGAGAAUCUAUAAAAAGUUUAAGCGAAGAUAUUACGAAAACAAAAGAAGCACUUGCCUCCGAAGAUACUGAAGAUGUUAACUUUCCAUACCACCUUUUUCUUAUUGAGCUUAUUAUUAACAGAAUACAUAUGAAAUGUGAUUGCUUUGAGUUGGACUACAACAAUCUUGUAAUUGCUGCUAAUUUUCUUGGAAAGCAACCAAUAGUUCUCUACGACAUGUCGUAUGGAAAAGUUGUUGACUUUGAUCACUUAAACGUUGGAAAAUCGAUCUUAUUUGCUAUGACGUACGAUAAAAUUUGCGGUAUUAAAGAGUUUGUCGUAAAUCUACAAAUGUCUAAGCAACCUCCUUGCGCUAACUGUGUUACUAAAAUUGCUGAAACGAAAAUAGAUUACACAAAACAAUUCGCCAAACUAAGAGAGGAACUAUGCAAGAAGUGGGCAGAGGAACAGCCGACAGACAAUAUUAUAUGUACAACUUCUACGCCGCUAUCGAAACAAAUGUUUUAUUUAUAUUGUGGUGACAGCGACCACAACGAAUCGAUCGGGAUGGUAGAAAUAACAACGCGAAUGUCUUUUCUUGGAAAAGAAAUUACGACGGCUUUCAGCGCGACAUCAAAACCUCAAGGAACUGCAUAUCUUCGUAAAGAAGAUAAUGGAAUGUCUCUCUAUGCAUGUCAGAAUGUUGAGAUGGACUGCCAAGGCAAAGUACUGCUAGACGAAGAGGUCCUUACAAGACGCGAAGUACCGCGCAGUAUGCACACGAUGUCCUCUCGUAGACCGGAAAGUCCAGUGUCACAGCUGUCGACUUUGUCUCCUCAAUCAACUAAAGAAUAUGGUGCUCAACAGAAAGACAUGUACAAUCAAGAAGGUCCCAGCAAAUAUGACGAAAUAUUUGCAAAAGUGAAUUCAAACGAAUUAAAAAUACGGGUGCCCAAAAGCACUAAAAUCGAUAGAAUGGGAAAAUACGAUAAGAUUCAAGAAUUAUGUACCUGUGAAGAAACUCCAUAUAACACUGGCGACCAAAUUCAGUUUCAACUGCCAAAUGACAGAGCCUCUAACACUUAUACAUCAAACUUAAUGUACUCUCAUAAAACACAGGACAAGCGACCAGAUAAAGAUAGGAGGAUCAUUAAUAUAACACCAAGAAAGAAAUUGGAAACAAAAGACAAGAAAACAGAUCUGGAAAUUGAGCUCAUUACUCCAAAGGCGCCACAGCAACCCACAAUAAAUAAUAACUUAUCCCAGCAGUGUAGCUCCAGCGAUAUUAAAAGUAAACCGUCGAAAUCAGACGUUAAAAAGAGUAAAAAGAAAAAGACGAAAAGUAAAACAGAUGUAAAAGCGAAGAAGACUGGACUUGGAGAAUUUCGGAUACGCGAUUUGAAUGACGAAAUUAACAAGUUAAUGCGGGAAAAACGUCAUUGGGAAGUGCAGAUAAGAUCACUAGGCGGACCGGACCAUGCAAGAGUCGGCCCGCGGAUGUUGGACCAAGAUGGCAGGGAAGUGCCAGGAAAUCGGGGAUACAAGUAUUUUGGCGCCGCCAAGGAUUUACCAGGAGUGAGAGAAUUAUUCGAGCAAGAGCCUCCACCUCCGCCGCGUAGAACUCGCGCAGAUCUGAUGCGUGACGUGGAUGCAGAUUACUACGGGUACAGAGAUGAUGAUGAUGGGCUCCUGGAACCGUUGGAGAAGGAAGCAGAGAAAGACGCAAUAGCGAGAGUAAUGGAUGAAUGGGAAAGAAAUAAGGAGCAGAACACAGAAGAAGAUUUACCCGAAGAGGAGAAUAUCUAUCCAGAAGACCCCGAAGACAAAAGACUAGAAGACGACGAAGAAAAGCCAGUUUCACACGUAGCAGUGCCUUCACAGAAAGAUGUAGAAGAAGCGUUACUCAGAAGAAAGAAACAAGAGUUAUUGGAGAAAUAUGGAUGUCUCGAUGUAAAGAUUGAAGGAAGUUGA